Molecule: messenger RNA, 858 nt
Organism: Prorocentrum cordatum
Lineage: Eukaryota; Dinophyceae; Prorocentrales; Prorocentraceae
Source: the annotation of a GenBank genome assembly
AUGGGGGUGGCGACGGGGGCGGAGAUGGAUCUGCUCACGGCGCGCGAAGUCGCUCUCGCGCGCUUCUGCGCCCGCUUCUUCCCGAGCGCCGUCGUGGCCGAGAUGGCUCUGGUCAGCGGCGCGCGGCCAACCUGGCGGGCAACGCUCGCCAAGGAUCCCAGCAGGCCCACGUUGUUCUUGCUUGACUGCAUUGCGUCGCCCCGGUCCGCCCUCGCCGCCUCGAUCUCCGCGGCGCGCUCGAGCGCGAUGGCCUGCGGGCCCUCGCCCGCGAGCUCGCGCCUCGCGCGGGACAUGGAAACCAAGCCUCUGAACGGCGGCAAAAGCACAGAAGUUUCUUCCCAGUACGAGAAGAUCGAGCAAAAGAAGGCUGACACCACAAAGCGCGUGGCAAAGGUCACCAAGGCGGUGUCAGACUACCUUGAGAAUUGGCUCGACGAGUUGCACGCAAUCGACAGGGACGAUCUGUUCGCGAAGAAGCGCCUCGAGUUGAGCAAGAAGGGCCCCCCGGAGGCGCGCCAGGCGAAGGUCUGCGACAACGGCAAUGUCUACCAGGGCGAAUGGGUGGAUAAUUUCAGGCACGGCACGGGCAGCCAGCAUGGCAAUGGAUACAUUUAUGAGGGCCAGUGGGAGGCCAACGUGUAUCACGGCACGGGAGUUCUCGAGAUGCCUAGCGGCGUCACGUACGACGGGCAGUUCUUCAAUGGGAAGCGCCAUGGAGCGGGCUUCGAGAAUGCGCCCAACGGAACACGAUACGAGGGCCAGUACAUCAACGGCUUCAAGAGCGGCCAGGGCACUUUCUUCAUGGCCGACAGUUCAUCCUACAGAGGAGACGUGUCCGGGAACAAGAUGCACGGGAAG